Molecule: messenger RNA, 2121 nt
Organism: Fulvia fulva
Lineage: Eukaryota; Fungi; Ascomycota; Dothideomycetes; Mycosphaerellales; Mycosphaerellaceae
Product: Engulfment and cell motility protein 2
Exons: 2
Coding region: 1-2121 (706 amino acids)
Biological process (GO): actin filament organization; cell motility
Cellular component (GO): plasma membrane
Source: RefSeq, a predicted model, not a curated record
AUGGACGAGCCUCCGGAUGUGGCCACGCUGGUCGCCGGCCUUGUCGCUGAGAGCGAGAGCGCGAAGAAAUAUGCGGUGUAUAAGUUGAAGGGACAAUUGGGAGAUCCGAGUUUCGCGGACGCAUUCAUACAGUGCAAUGGGUUGCCGCCGUUGAGGCAGGCGGUACUGGAUACAAGUGGGAAUACGCAGGCGUAUGCGCUCGGGAGUUUGAAUGUGCUGUUGGAGCUGGAUAUGGGGUGGGAGUGUAUAGAUGAGGAAGUUCUGGACAAGGCACUUGCGCUGGCCAUCUCACAUCCUCUGGUCAACAUCGUGCGCAACGCGCUACAUCUCCUGGUCCUAAUCGUCUCGCAACCACUGACGACCGGCAUCUCUGAUGAAGACGCGCAGUCUGGAUUCGUUGCGCUGAAGCCGGCGCUGGACAAUCACCCGCAAUUUCUGGAGUCUCUGGUACAUCGAUUGAGCGCGUCUGAUCAUGGCCUGUGUGCGAAUGCGCUGCAGCUGGUCAACGCUCUGAUGAACGAUGCCAUCGUCAAUGGAGGCGAGCACGAAUGGCCCAAGUUCAUCAAGAAGUUGCAAGAUCUGGGAGUUAUUGGAGGAGUGGGUAUGCUCAUGCGUGGUGAUGCAGCAAGCGACGCCGACAGUCCUCUAGCAACAGCCAUAUUGGAGUUUCAGAGCUUGACGAAGGUCCUGCUGAGGCAAUGGAGAGAUGUAAUGGUCAACAUGGAGCUACCUGAGCACAAGAGGGCGUUGAAGACGAUCAACCUGCUGAGCAAGCCAGAGCCCUACAGCCCGCCACCAGCGGCCAAUGGAGUGAAGCCCAGGAAGCACCACCCAGAAAAGUGGCGACGGUUGGGCUUCGAAACGGAAUCUCCUGCUUGGGAAUUCGACGAGACUGGCUACCUCGGCAUGAUGGAUCUGGUGGAGUAUUGCAAACGCAACGAGGACUCUUACGUUAAGACGUUGAUGGAACAAGCGAGUCUGCCACGCGAGCAACGGUGUCCGAUCGCACGUGCAAGUUUGAGCGUUACCUUAAUACUAUACGAGCACUUCGAGGUCGACGAUGCGGGAUUCUCCAGUGCUAACAAUCGCAACAACAGUGUCUCAGGCAGGCUGAUGCCCAGCGUCGACAACUUGUACAAGCCACUACUUCUCCAAUGGGGUCGCCUGCACACUGCUGCGUUGAAUGCAUUAAUGCGGCUCUGGAAGGACGCCGGCGCCGAACACGAAGACUUCUAUAAGAUGGAAGAGGUUGUGCGCAUCAUAGUGGAGAGAAUCGUGGGGUCGACGGGUCGCAAGACGGAUGUAGGUCGAGUUGAGGAAGAGCUCAGACGAGUCAGUCUUGAGACAGCCAGAAGAUGGCAGAUGGAGAACCUAAAUGAGGUCUAUCAAGACGCGUGGGGUCCACAUCUCGUACAAGUUCGCGAGCAGCUGCAUCAUGAGAGCAUGCAGUUCAUGGAGGAACAGCGCAUUCGGUGCCUACUUCAAGGCUCGUGGUUCCCAACAUCAUCGCAGGCUUCGGGAGCCGCAAACUGGCGGUAUGUGCGUUUAAGCCACAACAGGAAAUGGCUGCACUAUCAGAACUACUCCGCCAAGGGCGAGGGCGAACCACCGCUGGCAGACCUGCCUGAGCAGAUUGAUCUCAACGCAGUCACGUCCGUCGAUAGCAACGUGUCGGCAUCCGAGCAGCCUAUCAUGAAAUCCCAAAACGACAGCACAGAAACCCUCAAGGACUCCGCACGCGACUCCGCCAAGGGGACCACAACAAAAAUAACAAUCCUAGGGCUCCUCUCCCCAGCAGGGUCUAGGAGCGCCGAGGCGGAAGAAGGCGUGCUGUUGGAACUGUUCCCCCAGACCUCCUAUCUAGCAUCGGAAUGGUUGGACGGACUCCUAAUGUUAUUGGACCAACGACCAAUUACCAAGAACACGACGCGGCUGAUCGAGAUGAUGGAGGACUGGGGGGUGAGAUUGCGGAUGCUGAACCUUCGCUGGGAGGACGUGGAUUGGGAGGCUCUAGAAUUGUCCGUAAAAGGAGAUGCCGUGGACUCCAAGGCAGUGCCGAGCAGGGAAGGGGUGGAUGAGCAGUACUGGUACGCGUUGCCGGACGAGGUUGAGGAGCCCUAA